Colletotrichum phormii is the source of this 621-nucleotide messenger RNA. RefSeq lists its product as uncharacterized. Gene Ontology annotation, molecular function: protein binding. The transcript has a single exon. NCBI's taxonomy places the organism in Eukaryota, Fungi, Ascomycota, Sordariomycetes, Glomerellales, Glomerellaceae. The record is from RefSeq and is a predicted model, not a curated record. The coding region runs from base 1 to 621 and encodes 206 amino acids.
AUGUCAAAGCCCAAAAACUGGCCCGCGGGUUUACCAUACCUCUCGGCGCCAGCACACUCCAAGCUCCUGACCCCAACCCAACGACAAGCCAUCGCGACAAAACCACCACCAUCAGACGUCGUGCCCUCCAUCUCCGCGCAAGCCACGGUGCUACCAAGUCCGUUGGUCAAGAUCACGCCCAUCACGGUGGCAGGACACCCGGCGCAUGGGCAGUGCGGGUUAUUUGCUACAAGGCACUUAAAGCCGGGGACGUUUGUGCUGCCGUAUUUGGGGAUGGUACACCCGGGGGUGGUAGACCCGGCGGAGGCCGGGACGGAAGAGGGGGAGGGGGAGAAAUCGGAUUACGACCUGUGGCUGGACCGGGAUUCCGGGGUGGCGGUGGAUGCGGAUAAGGGCGGGAACGAGGCGAGGUUUGUGAAUGAUUAUCGCGGGAUCGGGGAGAGGCCGAAUGCGGAGUUUCGGGAGGUUUGGUGUGAGCGGUGGAGGCAGAGGUGUAUGGCUGUUUGGGUGCUGCCGGAGGGGAGGAAUGGGCGUGGGAAGGGGGGGAUUGGGAAGGGGGAGGAGAUUUUGGUGAGUUAUGGGAAGGGGUUUUGGGGGAGGAGGAGGGAGGAGGGGAUGUGA